UGGCCGAAUCAAAACGCCAAGACACUUUCUCCCGGAAAAGAUGGAGGGGUCGACGGGAUCAGUAAUCUACCGGAAUCUCUUCUCUGCCACAUCCUCUCCUUCCUUCCAACCAAAGACUCAAUCGCCACAAGCAUUUUGUCAACCAGGUGGAAGCUCCUUUGGACUCUCGUCCCAAAGCUAGACCUCGACAGUGAUACGAUUAACACUUCGGAGCUUUCAGCUGCUGCUGCUGAUGAUGAUGAUGAAGAUGAUGAACGUGAGAUCAUGUUUGCACAUAUUGUGUCAAGCGUUUUGGCUCAACAAGAAUGUGGAGAGCUCCAAACUUUUCGGCUUCAAUGGAAAUUUGGGUGGGACGGUUCCCAUCUCGACGCAUGGCUUGGCACUGCUGCUGCUCGUAAAGUCAAAGAACUUGAUCUUGACAUUUUUAUGCACGACAGUGAUGUGGAAAAUCUGAAAUUGCCUCCAAGCUUUUUCUCUUGCAGGACAUUAGUGGUUCUGAAAUUAAGCGGUGAUAUUGAUAUUGACACUCCCUCAUUAUCCUUUAAUUUCCCGAGCCUAAAGAUACUGCAUCUACUAGAAAUUUCAUUGCCGAGUAACAUUAAUUCACAGGAACACUCUUUCUUGAGGCUCUUUUCUAGCUGCCCUGUCCUCGAAGAUUUGUCAUUUACAACUGACCUUUUCAAGGGUGAGUAUAAAUUAUGUGUACCCACGCUGAAACGCUUAAGUUUCAGCGAAAAUGUAUAUAAUGAAUCCGCUUACGAACUCGAGAUAUACGCCCCAGCUCUUGAGUACUUCAAUUUCGAAGGUGAUCUCGGAGACAUCAAAUUCCAUGAAAAACUAGACAACCUAGUUCAGGCAAAUGUCGAGUCGUAUGUGAAUGAAGAUGAACACAAAGAAUUUUACAGAGAAUGGGUAUUCAGGCUUUUUACUGCUCUGAGUAACGUCAAAUUUCUCUCAUUUUCCCCUUACGGCACAGAGUGGCACAACGUUGGAAAUAUUUAUCCUUCCUCAUUCCAGAAUUUGGUCCAACUGGACUUUAAUGUUACUGAUUGUAACUGGCCAAUGCUACAAGACUUGCUCCAGAAUGCUCCUAAUCUAGAAACUCUUGUUGUUACUAAGGAAUAUACUUAUGGUAAAAGCAACUUAUGCUGGAAGGAGCCACAAUAUGAUCGUGACUAUCUGCCAUCACAUCUUACAAGUUUUUAUUAUGGAGGAUUUGAAGGUUUGAAAGAUGAAGAGGAAUUUGUAAAAUAUAUUCUAAAGGAGGCAAGAGUUUUGAAGACUGCAACAAUUCAAGUUUAUAGAGAAAAGUCGAAGGAAAAUGUUAUUGAGAAACUGUCAAUGUUCCCAAGGCGCUCAACAACAUGUCUACUUAGAGUUGAGUGAGGUCAGUGUUUGGCCACAUCUACAUGGCACCUCCUUUCAUGUCUAUUUGUCCAGCUUUGUUUGCCUUUGUAUAGUGUUGUACAUAAGCACGACUGCAGUACCCAAUAUACUUCCAUUAGGGUGAGAUAUAUUAAGAUGCACUUCUUAUUGUAAAAAAAAUUGAUAGAGUAAGAUCUUGAAGGUAAAUGUCUUUGGUUGGUUUUUGGCUUACUGAUGGUUGUAUUUAUUAAAUAUUUGUAAGUCCUUUGUCUUUUAAUUGUGUUUUUGUUUCUUGAAGGAAACCUUUUUGAGAUCCAUGUUUAGUUUAUCAAUUUAUUCAUGAAAUAGUAUUUAGUACUAGUAGUCCAAGAACCCAAUUUUGGUUUGCACAAAACACCCGCAUCUUGAAUGUGUUUGGUAUCUGAUUAGUAAGCUUCUGUACCAAAAAAUAAAUAAAUAAAUUAGAAGGUUCUAAUUUGAAAUGAGUCUGGCAUCAAGAUAUGUUAGAUACAUGCAGAACCUGUUAGUUCAUCUAUUGCAUGACUGAAAGAAGGGAUGCAAAUACUGUAACCAAGUGUGUUCCUAUGAGUACGUGUUUGCCCUAACUCAUAUUCGUUGGAUAUUGGCUAAACUAUUUGUUGAACAACCCCUACAAAUACUAUAAAUGCUUUAUCAUUAGCUGCUCAUCUGCAUUGGUGCUUCCUGUUGGGCCCUUCUCCAUCUUAACUUUUUGUUCAUUCAUGCCUCAAAGGCCGCUAGCUCUUUAACAUUGGACUGGCGCAGCAUGGGCAACUUACAAUUAACUUGUCUUAGGUUUGGGUUCAUUACAAUAUUAUGACCAGAAGGCAUGUGAAAAACCUUUCAUCUAAUCUGCACUUGGAAAGGUUCUGAGAUUGAUUCCUUGACUUAGCUUUAACAAUCCUUUCCUUAUACAUUUUCUUCCACAUAUGUAUAGCUUUGGCUUCUUCUACAACCUUUUUUUUCAUCAAGUCUUAUCACAUUUUUAGUCUACAUGACAUUGCUCACCUACUCGUCAUAGUUUAUAGUCUUGUUAAGCUGAUGGCAGCAUCAGUUGUGAGGUAUGAAAAGACGAAAUAAGGCGGUUUUCUGAAAGUUUUGCUUAUGCUUCGGUUGACAUGCUGAAUAGAGAGAGAGAACAAAAUAGCUUGUAAUGUCCCAUCCCCAUUUGGCACUUUAGUGAAUUUAGGAUUUUUAAUGUUAAUUUUCUUGUUAUUUUCUAAAAUGCUAGUUUUGGAAAAAGAACUAUAAUGCCAAUGGCUUCCUGCUGCCACACAAUUUACUUAAAGUUGCACUGGCCUUGAUGUGAUCUGUAAUUGCACCUUUAAACAGAUGUAACAGCUAGUUUUGGAAAGGUAGUAUGUAACAGCUAGUUUUGGAAAGGUAGAAAAAGAAAUGCUGAGAUGGCCUUUGUUUUGUUUAGAUGGGUGUGACCUUCUUUACAUAAGCCUAAGUCAGAAUUUUGCUCUCUAACUUUCAGUGAUAUUUUACUUCCUAGAUCUUUGUGAUAAUUGCAAAGGUUGGGAUUUGAAAUCCCCAUAUUAAUUGCUUGGAGAAAAAAAUUGUGAAAUGGCCUUGUUUUCAUUUUUUAUGUCAUUUGUUGAGUUACACUAUCAGGCUUCAUGGAACUUCAAUCCCUUUGAAUGGGCAGUCUACUGAGCAUGUUUGGUCCAUUGCGAGACAACAUCUAAUCUCUUAGCUCAUUUUUUUAACAUAAAGGAUCUUCUCUAAGACUUUGUUAAUCACGCUCCUCCCAUUGCCAUGCCUUCCACAUGAUCUCUUGAGAAGGGUUCUACUGCCAAUAUUGAAAUCCAAAUUGACUUGGCAGGAACUUGAAGAAAAAAAAAAAAAAA
Quercus lobata is the source of this 3236-nucleotide messenger RNA. Its product is annotated as putative FBD-associated F-box protein At5g56820. Gene Ontology annotation, molecular function: protein binding. Lineage: Eukaryota; Viridiplantae; Streptophyta; Magnoliopsida; Fagales; Fagaceae. The transcript is spliced from 4 exons. The record is from RefSeq and is a predicted model, not a curated record. The annotation marks the transcript as partial.